AUGGAGAAGGAGAUCGCUACGAAGACUGAGCAGCUCAAAAAACUCGAAGGCCAAGUUGACGCUGCCACAGGAAAGCUUCAAAAGUUCACCGAAGAUCAAGAAAUCAUGGAUGAGCAGUAUCGGGAAAUAUACCAUCGUAACAAAAGAUUGGAACUGAAGCUUCGGCAACGAGUAGAUGAACUGGAUGAUGUUGAAAAGAUGAAAAACACAUAUAUUUCUUUACAUAAGUUCAUGACUCACGAAGUCGUCUACGAUCAACAGCUGGAGAUUCAGAUAUGGUGGGACAAGGAGGAGUCUCUGCUGGAGCUGAUAUCGCAAAACAAAGAACUCGCUGAAGCGAUUCAUGAAAAGGAGGCGAGUGAGGCUAAAAGUGAGCAGACGCUGGUGCAAGAUCUGCGCGAUCGUCUGGGUGUCAUCAACAAAGGUUUCGUUGAGAUAGUGGAGGAACAUUGGUUGCAUCCGCAAAAGUCAGAAAUAAAAAUUGAUUACUCACCAAAGAAACUCCGAGCCCAAGACAUGGUCUCACCCUUUCGUGUAGGAAGAACAGUCGAUGCGAGAAGACUGUCUGUGAAUGAUUCAUACAAAAACGUUGAAAAUAACUUAAGGAAGACAGUGGCAAAACUGAAUGAGCUAUGGGAUCAGGUCCAUAUGUCCGAAUCAGCAAGAGUUGCUCGAGUUGGUGUGGCUUUCGGACAUAUCACAAAUCUACUCAGCAAUAUGGUUGCAUCCGAGGAGAAUAUGGUUGCCGCAGUAGGCACAGAUAUUGAGAAUGGUCUCAACAAAAUAGACAGGAUGCGUUCUCAAUUGAAAAUGGAACCUUGGGAAAAUACUGAGGCCCCUCCAGGAUCUAUUGAGCUUGCUGAACCUGUUUUUCCUUAUGUCUGCCAUUUUUUUAUGUCUGUCAUUUGCAAGCCCAAAUUAUAUGUUGGAAAACCUGUUGUUAAGCUCAAAUCCAUCGAAAAGGAGCUGAAGAAGUUGACGCCACUUUACGAGACUAGAAAGCGAGAGCAGGAUCAGUUAUUGGAACAGCUUACGCAGUUGUUAAACCGCCUUGGGAUCGAUGAUGAGAUUGUAACAGAUGAAAACGUAAGUAGUUCAUUGGAUCCGGAUGACGAAAACUUGCAAGUCAUCUUCAAGCUUGAUUUCACCAAGGAAGAUGUUUGCUUCUCCGAAACUAUGAUGGGCAGUAUCGAAACUUAUCAUGCCCAGUUAAAAGAGAUGUAUUGCGAGCAUGUGCAAGAGAAAGAGUUCCGCUGGACUGAGUUGCAUGCUCAGCUGACCGAACUGUGGGACCAUUGUCAUGUGGCAGAUAUCGAACGAACUAUUCCGGCUUCCUAUGAUCCAGAGAGCCACACUGAAAAAGACUUCGAGGAGAUGUCAAAUGAAAUAUGUCGACUUAAAUGCUUGUAUGAAGCCCGGAAGGAAGUCUGUGACGUUUUGACAAAAUGGAAGGACAAAUGGGCCGAAAAGAUAUCAGUUGAAGAGAAGAAAAAGAAUGUGAAUUACUUUCAGAAUUGCGGUAGAGGGAAUAACGUGUUCUUAGAUGCAAAGGUUUUGCUCUGUGCACUUAUGGCUGUCUGGGCCGUACUUGGCCCCACUGUAUAA
Cylicocyclus nassatus is the source of this 1605-nucleotide messenger RNA. The record is from the annotation of a GenBank genome assembly. Lineage: Eukaryota; Metazoa; Nematoda; Chromadorea; Rhabditida; Strongylidae.